Molecule: messenger RNA, 2001 nt
Organism: Armigeres subalbatus
Lineage: Eukaryota; Metazoa; Arthropoda; Insecta; Diptera; Culicidae
Product: insulin-like growth factor-binding protein complex acid labile subunit
Exons: 2
Coding region: 106-1410 (434 amino acids)
Molecular function (GO): protein binding
Source: RefSeq, a predicted model, not a curated record
GCAUAAGCUUUACAAAACAACAGAUAACGGGUAAUUCCAUAUGAAGCUAGUAGCAUUGAUAAGCCCUCACUUCAGUUUGCAUUCAAUACUUCCAGUGAAACGAACAUGGCUUCAAAGGCGUUCCGAUUAUUUGCUAUCAUCUGCUGCAUUUCAGUAUGUUUGGAAGCAAGGGAAUAUAAGUGCACAUACGAUGGAGACCAAAUAUGCGUAUUUCGUGGUGUCCAACUCAAGCCCGACGAUCAAUCCACGUCAUUCGCUUCCAUUGGAAAACCUCCGAGAAAUGUAAAAUUUGAGCAAUCAUCAAUAUCUUCUGUACCAAACGGAGUAUUCCGAGCAUUCCCAGCCCUUGAGCAGUACGACGCUGGUCACAGUGGAGUGAAAACUUUACCCACUGGAUCAUUCUCCAGCGCCACCAACAUUCGAGAGGUAAAUCUCACUGCGAACAAAAUACAACUAUUGGACGAUGAUGUUUUCGAAACUGCAAACAAAAUUACAAGCUUGGACCUCUCUCAAAACAGCAUCAGUGAAGUUAAGGAAAGGGCAUUUAGUGGAUUGAGUCACCUGACUGUGCUAAAACUAAAUAGCAAUCAAAUUUCGAUGCUUCCCAGUAAAGUUUUUGCUCCACUAACGUCAUUAGAAAGCGUGGAUCUACAACACAACUCUCUAUCAAAACUUGAUGACUCACAGUUCGAAUCCUGUACAUCGUUAGUAUCUGUGAAUGUUUCACACAACGCUAUUCAAAAGUUUGAUCUAAAACAAUUUCUACGAGAAUGGUCGGUGGACGUCAUAGAUGUCAGUUUCAACCGAUUGAAGGUGGUCAAUAUUCCUCAAAACUUGAGAAAGUUGGUGGCAUCGAAUAAUCAAGUUCAAUCAAUUCAAGUAAUUGGAAAGGAGCCGCAGCUUAUUUUUCUUCGUUUGUCACAUAACAAGCUGACCAGCAUGGACCAAAUUCCAAGUUUCAACAAACUUGUAACCCUGGAUCUGUCAUACAACGAAAUCGCAACCGUCGAUUUUAAAUCUGUGACCAAGUUCAAGAACCUGAUUCUUCUUAAGCUGGAUGGAAACCGACUGGCAACCCUUUCCAACACCUUAGUCACACCUUGGACCUAUUUGAAAUACGUUCACUUAUCCCAUAAUCAACUGACGCAACUAAAUCUGGAUGUACUAAAGACGUUACCAAGAAUCAUCAAGCUGGAUCUGGGGUUCAAUAAACUCACCACAUUACAGACUAAGGAUUUUAGCGACAAAUUCCCCGUAAUGGUGCGGCUCACGAUCGAAGGAAACGAUUUCAAGUGCGACAACAUUGCGCCGCUGAUGAAAGAACUCAAAUAUGCGAUGGCCGAACACAAAGUUACCGUCGACAAAUGUAAGAAAGGACAACGUUUGAUGAAUGGUAUUUGCUGCUCCUAGGAUUAGUUCGUGAUGUGCGACGGGCAAUUUUCCUAUCUUAUUUGAUGGAAGAAGCUACAUUCAAAUACGGAAUGGCAUCAACAUAAAAUUUCCAAAGAAAAUAAGAAAUUAACUAUGAACAAUUUGAAAAUUGCCGAUACAGGUUAGAAGCAACAAAUAAAUAUAAAAUUUCUCUAAAAAAUGUGAAAUUUUUACAGACUUGAGAGAAUUUUCUAAAAACCUUUACGAUAUUAGCAGUUGCAAAAAUUGUAAUUGCAUGUAAUGCUAUUACAAUUAAGAUAAAUAAAAUUCAUAACAGAUCAAAAUUGGAAGAAUAAAAUACGAAACUUGCAUAAAUUAAUCAAAACUAUAAAUGAAUGCAAAAUUUUCUACACAAUAAUAUUUUUCCCCAAAAGAAAUACGAACCAAAAUAAACCCAUAACACAAAAUUAAAAACACAAAAUAUUCAAAUAAGUGUUUACAAUUUUUGUACAGUACUAACAAGUCAUCGGAUAAGCGGGGGUAUACUGUUUUGGAUUUGAAAUGUAUUUUUUGAUAGAUUCUCCCCCUAUUUCUUAUCAUUGUUCAUAUUUGGCCUUCGGAAAAUCAAUU